This is a messenger RNA of Paramacrobiotus metropolitanus, 4401 nucleotides long. RefSeq lists its product as uncharacterized. NCBI's taxonomy places the organism in Eukaryota, Metazoa, Tardigrada, Eutardigrada, Parachela, Macrobiotidae. The record is from RefSeq and is a predicted model, not a curated record.
CGGAAGUCCUGUAGCGAAAUCUUAACUCCAGUUUUCCAUGAUAUCAUGCAGCAGCCGACGGAUGCGGAAUGGCAAUUCCGUUAGCAGUCACAUGGUGGCGUCCUCAGCCGCUGUGAAAAGUCGCAUUUGGAUUUCAUAGCCGAGAUUUGUUGCAAUGUUAAAAGAAUACACGUCAAUACUUCCCGGUAUUUACUGCUGGCUUACCCUCCGGCCAUCACUGACACAAAGGCGUUCUGGUGCAGCUCCGAUUGGUGAAUUCUGAAUGGUGAAACGCCAGCGUAGAGCAGCCGCGAGUUGUUGCACGGCUGCAAGUUGAUGCGAGGCACCUGGACUGACGAAACCGAUCGCUGGCAGUAACGAAGUUUGGAACUUUGGCAUGGAAAUUAUCAGCAAUUCCGUAAUGAGAUUGUAUAUCGCUAUCUUGAAUUGUUAUCACCUCACCAGUCAGUUGUCGGAAAGUACUGCUGGAGAAUUUUUCAAGGCGCUAAAAUUGUUGAGGAUGUUUUAGAAUUGUACAUCGGCCUACUGUUCAGUGUGUUAAUUCGCGCAAACGUGAAUGUGAGCGCAAUUCCGCCGUGGAACAGGAAUAACAUAACAGAAACUGAAUACUGACCUGCAUUUAUUUACUGGAAUUUGGGAGUAAUAAGGAUUUUUGACCCACGAAUCUGCGAUGGUAGAUGAUUCGUGGAUGCUGCGGAGGCUACUCUCAUCAUGGGUGAAACAUACGAUGCCGUCAGGGAUCGUGAUGAAAACAACAAACCAGAAGCACUUGACACUGUUACUAUAAGCAAAUUUCACGAUCAUAAUCCCAUCGUCGGUGCCCUGAACGCAUCUUUAUCGCUAUCGACAUCGCUGAACUCUGAUUCGAAUUCAUCGUCAAAGUCCAGUAGUCCAGAUCACGUGGUCCCGUCGCAGAAAGCCGUCAACUCUCCGCAUCGCCUGUCCACAUCGUCGGGCGCAUCGUCACCGCAGACUGACGGGAGCAUUAGCAUUAGCUACCGACGGCCGGUCGGCAGUAGUCAUUUGAGUCCCGAUGCAUCUCAUAACGGACUCUGCGCUGCUGAGGCAGCAUCCGACCAUGGACGUAAUGUGGUCACUGCGAUUAGUACGAAACGGAAAGUGGGUAGCGCAAGGAAGACCAAGAAAGUCAGGUCGAAAAUUGGGAGAACAAAGAAAGCAACCAAGAGCCGUGAGCAGGAUAUCGAGGAAGAUUCGGAUACCGACUACGUUAUCAGAUGUAUUUGCGGAUUCAGCGAUAUGUUCGACAAGCAGAUCCAGUGUGAACAAUGCGAGGUGUGGCAGCAUUUUGGCUGUAUGGGCAUUGAGCCGGCCACCGUGCCAGACUGCUACCUGUGCGAAGUUUGCGAUCCCCUCACAUUUCGACCCCUGCGGCAUGAUGAGGCCAGAGAACUGCAUCGAAGUCUGAUGCCACGCGAUAAUCAACUCUCAGGGUCUACAGAAAUUCCCAAAAAUAAGAACGCACGCCGUAAGAAGUCGGCGGACACCACCAGUAUACCCCCCACCACCCCCACUCCUCGCCAGCCUGAUCUCAUUCAGUCCGAUAAGAAACGCGUUACGACCAGCGAAACCCGCUCUCGUCAGUCUUCAGUCGAAGCGGUGCUGAAAUCCACUCAUCGCACCGAUGAUUGUGGUGAAUUAUCCCGAGAUGAUAGGAAAAUUCUUCAAUAUGAGCAAAUGUUCAAGCGGAUGGAAGAGCGUCGCGAUAAAAAAAAACGUAAACGGACUCACGAUGAGAAUUCUCUCGGCUCACCGACGCGUGAGUCCACGAAAGAACGGGAACACCUCGACGACGAGAGCCACCAGAGCCAUGGCGAGAGCACAAAUCCUCCUCCGUCACCACCUUUUGCCAGUAUUAUUGAUUUUCCGCCUCCCCUGCCCACUAGCAGUGAUCCGAUCGUUAUUAGUGAACAGUUUGCGGCGCCGGCAUCGACCAGUGCACCGAUCAGCACCCCGGUAAAGAUUUCACUGAAAGCCAAACGUUUUGCAUACCGUGCGAAAUCGGUAGUGGAAAGGUAUGUGGAAAAAGAUUCGCCAUUACCGCUUCCGGAGAGUCCAUCCAGUUUAUCCGAAAAAGUGGAGUCGCCGACGAAUGUGGAAACGCCGACAACAGCUGUACCAACCGCUGAGCAGAAGUCACGGUUUUCCUUGCGGUUGCGUAAUAACGCCGUCAGCAGGUCGACAGAAAACGGUGAAGAGAAUAAUGCACGGAUUGAGUUGAAUAGCAUGAAGAAGCGGAAGAAGGAGGGAGAAUUGAUGGAUGACAUUGAAAUGGGUCUACCCAUGGUGAUGCUGCCGUUGAAUAAGCGGAAGAUACGAACAGUGAGCUUCAUCGACGCGUACUAUAGUUCCAUGGCGGAUAUGCAAACGGAAACGGAUAUGCAGAAGGCCACGCGAAGGAAUCGGGCGUACAGCGCCAGUGAAGAAUUCGAGCAGAUCAAAUUCACGGCGGAACGAUGCCGGCUGUAUCGGUUGUACGGAUUGAAGAAGGCUGUUUUGCGCGGUACAAGGAAGAAGAUGAGCCAACACGUAUGUUGUCUUCAUGAUGUUUUUUUUAACCUAAUACCAUCCACAUCAGAGUGUUCGUCGAUAGCGGAUGAAUCCGCUGCGCAGUUGAAGGAUUUGGAAAGUACAGCGAGGCCACUGACGCAGUCCUGUUUGGCGCGAUAUGGAGGCAUACUGCCGUUGAAACGAUCGAGAACGGUGCGGGCUAUGAUCGAGGAAAGUAUGCAGAAGAAUCGGGACGAAGAGCGCGCUCAUCACAACAGUCAAACACUCCGCAAGGAGUGCAUGGCCUCUGUGAAGAUGGAGUCGGAUAUUCCUAAAAGUGACGUGCUGCAACGAAUGAUGGGCCAGGAGACAGCGAAAAACACCGCCAGACUGCCACGAUCCGAGAAAAAGUCGGAGAAUGUACGCUUGUCGGUGCCAGAUGGCAGCGGCCUUGGAGCCGCCAAAUCAGCUGAUGUGUUGAGCAAGUCAGCCAGUAAGACCGUGCAGUCAAGCGGCGGGGAAGUGAUCGCAACGUCACAGUCGACGGCACAGUCAGCCGUGCCGAACGAACACACUGCCCCGGCGACAAAAAAACCCGACGAGAAGCUGAAGGAAUCCAGUGUACCGGCAGUACCAUCACCAACGGUGAAUUCCCGGAAUUCUCUGCCGGUUACUCCUACUAAAAAGUUAUCAUUGGCUGAAUACCGGCAGUGGAAAGCAGAGAUGAACCGACCCGUUAACAGUGCCGCAUCGGUUGCGGUGCCAGCUGUGAAAGUUGCCCUGCCUGCCACAUUGCCCCCGCCAUCCCAACCGGUUUCCUCAUCACCGGCGCCAGCGAUACCGCCAGCGCGGACUUCGGUCAUACACCGCAUCGGCAGCGUUACCCCUAGUAACGAACCGCGCACAGAGCUGCCGGCGAGUCGCGUGGACAAGCCACCUCCUCUGCCGCCGCCCACGAAACCGGAGAAGCCCAUACCCCAGCGGCACACGGUGAAGGUCAGCAUUCCCCAUCACGCAGCGUUGGUGGGCCGGCUAAAACCGGAUGACAAAACUGCUGGGGGAAAGGUGAAUGAUGGGGCGUUUAUGCCACCGCCUGUUCCCUAUGUACAGACGCAUUUCCGUCCGGCGCCCAUGUUGGCCGCGCGCAAUAGCGCCAGCAGCAUGGCUGACAGUAUGAAAUCACAGUUGAAUAUGGUGUGAGCGACAUGGAGUGAAAUGUGGGGAGGGGUCGAGGGGGACCUGGAGGAUGGGAGGGAUUUUGCACAUUUCGUUGUAUUAUAGUGGCUUUGUUUCUAACCGUUUACAAAAUGGAGAACAGCCUAGGGUUUAUAUGUCGUCGCUUUUUUGAUUGUAUUAAUCGACGUGUUUUAUUCCGUUUGUCUAUUUGUGGAAAAUUCCGAUCAUCUUCUUUGAUUUUGGCAUUAUGUUCGACUACUUUCGUUUUUGUGCUGGCUCUGGAGUGUGAGAGAGACGUCGUCAGAUUCGUAAAUGCAAUGCACAUCGAUGCACGAAACAGUAAUGGCCUAUUGUGGACGGUUACAAGAGUUAUACGGAAAGAAGUUAUUGGACUGCACACGCUAAUUCGGGAACCCCGGCUGAAGCUCGUCUUCUUUGGUGGCUAAUAUAUGGCUGAUUUCAUUUGCGCGGUUAUGUGUGUUCACUGUUGGCUGGUAGUUUUGGUUGUCUUGAUUGACGCACCUCUACAUGCUACGGCUGUAUUAGUAUGUUUCUUUUGGAAAUCAGAGUUUAUUUUGUUGUUGUUGUUUAUUUCAUACAGUAUUUCCUGUUUUUUUUCAAUAACAGUUCACGUUUUUAUGCUAUUUGGCGAUCAGCAGUCGCUUUGUAACCACAAGCAUAUAAAAAUUACGCCCUAUUAAACUGGCAUGUCCUUGG